CUCUCAGGAAGGUAAGAGCAUUGCCCUCUUGCUAUAAUCAUAGUCCUUUUCUUCCAGAAUAGGAUUUGGGAAAUUCUGGUGAAGUCCUCUGCCUACCCUCAUUGCCCCACUGAUGUGUGACGUCAACAGAAUUUCUCUGCAACGUUUGUCAGUCUCCAACUUCAGAGGGCUCACAAAGUCUCCUCCUGAAUCCUCUCUCAGUCCUCUAAGACUACCAAGAAGAAAAGCAACUAUUCAAGAUGGCAGCUUGCCGGGGAGAAGCAGCCUCCCUGAGGUAGAUGUGUUCUUCUGUCACUUAAAGAACCACUUCUUCUGGUCUGAGUAGUAAGAGGCGCGUUUGCUGUUGCUGCACCAUUUGCCAAGGUUCUGAGCUUGAGGUGUCCUGUGCCCUGACCCUACAAGAUGCCAAGAGAAGAUGCUCACUUCAUCUAUGGUUACCCCAAGAAGGGGCACGGCCACUCUUACAUCACAGCUGAAGAGGCCGCUGGGAUUGGCAUCCUGACAGUGAUCCUGGGAAUCUUACUGCUCAUCGGCUGUUGGUAUUGUAGAAGACGAAAUGGAUACAGAGCCUUGAUGGAUAAAAGUCUUCAUGUUGGCACUCAAUGCGCCUUAACAAGAAGAUGCCCACAAGAAGGGUUUGAUCAUCAGGACAGCAAACUGUCUCUUCAAGAGAAAAAUUGUGAACCUGUGGUUCCCAAUGCUCCACCUGCUUAUGAGAAACUCUCUGCAGAACAGUCACCACCACCUUAUUCACCUUAAGAGCCAGCAAGACACCUGAGACAUGCUGAAAUUAUUUCUCUCACACUUUUGCUUGAAUUUAAUAUAGACAUUUAGUGUUCUCCUUUGGAAUGGUGUAGGAAAAAUGCACGCCAUCUCUAAUGAUAAGUCAGUGUUAAAUUUUUAGUAGGUCAGCUAGCAGCACUAAUCAUGUGAGGAAACAAUGAGAAAUAUUAAAUUGGGAAAACUCCAUCAAUAAAUGUUGCAAUGCAUGAUACUAUCUGUGCCAGAGGUAAUGUUAGUAAAUCCAUGGUGUUAUUUUCUGAGAGAUAGAAUUCAAGUGGGUAUUCCUGGGCCAUCCCAUUUCUCUUUACUUGAAAUUUGGCUAACAACAAACUAGUCAGGUUUUGAAACCUUGACCAACAUGAACUGUACACAGAAUUGUUCCAGGUGAGUCUUUACUAUGGGGUGCUCACAAAGGAUACUUCUAUAGGUUUAAGACAAAGAGCUGACUGGCCUAUUUAUCUGAUCAAGAACAUGUCAGCAAUGUCUCUUUGUGCUCUAAAAUUCUAUUACACUAUAAUAAUAUAUUGUAAAGAUCCUACAGCUUUCUUUUUUUUUUUUUUUGCGUAGUGGGAGGGAGUUUUGCUCUUGUUGCCCAGGCUGGAGUGCAAUGGCGCGAUCUUGGCUCACCGUAACCUCCGCCUCCCAGGUUCAAGCAAUUCUCCUGUCUUAGCCUCCCGAGUAGCUGGGAUUACAGGCAUGCGCCACCAUGCCCGGCUAAUUUUGUAUUUUAAGUAGAGAUGGAGUUUCUGCAUGUUGGUCAGGCUGGUCUCAAACUCCUGACCUCAGGUGAUCCGCCCACCUCAGCCUCCCAAAGUGCAGGGAUUACAGACAUGAGCCACCACACCUGGCCAGACCCUAUAUCAUAGGUAAGACAUAUAAUGCAGUCUAAUUACAUUUCACUUCAAGGCUCAAUGCUAUCCUAACUAAUGACAAGUAUUUUCUAUUAAACCAGAAAUUGGUAGAAGGAUUUAAAUAAGUAAAAGCUACUAUGUACUGCCUUAAAUGUACCUAUGGCAAUUUAGCUCUCUUGGGUUCCCAAAUCCCUCUCACGAGAAUGUGCAGAAGAAAUCAUAAAGGAUCAGAUAUUCUGG
Mandrillus leucophaeus (drill) is the source of this 1874-nucleotide messenger RNA. RefSeq names its product melan-A (gene MLANA). Lineage: Eukaryota; Metazoa; Chordata; Mammalia; Primates; Cercopithecidae. The record is from RefSeq and is a predicted model, not a curated record. Gene Ontology annotation, cellular component: melanosome; endoplasmic reticulum membrane; trans-Golgi network. The coding region runs from base 403 to 759 and encodes 118 amino acids. The transcript has 5 exons.